UAGCGGAAGACCUUUACGAAGACAAAUUAACAUCUCACACUCAUCUUUGUACAAAGUAACCACUACACUUUGAUUUAUUUAUACCUCUAGUUAUCUAAUCACUUCAUUAUACAGCAAGUAUUACUCGUAGUCUACUGUCGAACUUGCAGUUUUGACAAUCCCUAGCCUUUCUGUGGGCAUUUCUACAAAUCCCAUCGAGAAAAUGCCCGUUGGCCUGUUUUAUCAGGCGUGAAUCUCGAGUCGAGAAUCAUUCACAGCAACACGUGAUUUUUAUAUUUCCAAAUUCCCCACACAUGCGACACGUUCAGAACAUUCCAAGUUCUUACAGCACCUUCAAGGCAUGCUUGAUUCCUUCAAACCUUAGCUUGUCUGGUCCCCUUUGGCAAAUCUUGAUUUGCAGGGAUGUCCGGGGAUUUAACCAUAUCAGACAUUCAUUCCUUGAGCCGGGGGGAAGCCCUUGGAAUUCUUGGGCAGAUCGCACGCGUUGAGAAGAAGACAUUUCCCGGCAAUGAGGCCAUGGCCUUUGGAGAAGAACUUUGGCGGAAGAAGCCCAAUACACGGGUCUUGUAUGCUACAUCGUCAACUGCAGCAAGUGCUGGAGCACCGCUGGUUGCCUACGCGGUCUAUGUUCGGCAGAAAGGGGUCGCCCUUUUGCACAAGGUGUGCGUCGUCGAGGCCUAUCGCCGACAGGGUAUAGGGAGGGAGUUAAUUGCGUAUAUCGGGCAACGCCUUCGAAAAGAGGGUUGCCAAUACAUCCAACUGUGGGUGGACCAGGCCAGGGAACCAGCACGGGCCCUCUAUGCACGCGCGGGCUUCGAGGAACGUGAGGUGGUCGAUGAUUAUUAUGCCCCGGGGCGGACGGGGAUCAAGAUGGUUCUCGACCUCGACAAGUGACCAUUGAGUCCAACGGGUCUUUUGUGUUAGUUAUAGGGUGGGAUUCCCUUUUGUCCCCUGCCCUUGCAGGGUCAUGAAUUCCCCGCCGUGAGCCCUAUCGCGCGCCAAACCCAUUCCAUCCAGCCUUUCUCAUACUUCAGUGAUGUCAAGAAUAUCUAGGUAUGGCUUUAGGGCGAAGGGGUCGUACCUCGCGCGCCGGCCUGUCGCCCUUGGUCGCGACGAACUUCAGGAGAGGA
Molecule: messenger RNA, 1130 nt
Organism: Penicilliopsis zonata CBS 506.65
Lineage: Eukaryota; Fungi; Ascomycota; Eurotiomycetes; Eurotiales; Aspergillaceae
Exons: 2
Coding region: 403-894 (163 amino acids)
Molecular function (GO): acyltransferase activity, transferring groups other than amino-acyl groups
Source: RefSeq, a predicted model, not a curated record